This is a messenger RNA of Lodderomyces margitis, 2397 nucleotides long. RefSeq lists its product as uncharacterized. Lineage: Eukaryota; Fungi; Ascomycota; Pichiomycetes; Serinales; Debaryomycetaceae. The record is from RefSeq and is a predicted model, not a curated record. The coding region runs from base 1 to 2397 and encodes 798 amino acids. The transcript has a single exon.
AUGCCGCCACCCUCAUCACCGUCAAACUCCCUGGGUGGAAACCAACGACCAUCAAAUCAAUCAACAACAGCAGGUCUGCCACUAAAUGACGUGAGACGAUUUCGUAACGCUUCAACUGAGACAUUUCCAACGUUAAACUCGUUAAACGUUAUAUCAGACCUUAUGCUACGCGACCAAAACUCGAUGCUGCGAGAGACUGAUGAAUCUAAUUUUAGAGCACGAAUUCUCCGCCAUUUCAAUGACAUCAACAGAUUGCAGAAUCAUUUCAAUAGACUAAUCAAUCGAGAAGGUGGCAACCAUCAAGCAAGCUUGGCAUUAAAUAAUAUUCCGUCACAAUUGAGAAAUCUAUCCAGAGAACUAUCACGUUCAGGACACAGAGAGGCAUAUUUUGUUGAGUCGAGUGAGGAUGACGAUGAUGAUGAUGAUGAUGAUGAUGCCGAUGACCAAAGUUUUGAUUACGAAGAUGAUGAUGUUGCAAAUGCGGGAUUGGUUUACUACUCGGAUGAGGAUAAUAAUGAGGGUGAAGUGAGCGGAAAUGACGAGGAUAUGUCGGCAGUGCUUAUGGAAGAUGCAGAACAAAGUAUUCAAUCGAAUGAGAGACUCUUGUUAGCAUCGGCAAGAAAUCCUCAAACUGCCCGAACCCCACUUUUAAAUUCAAGCGUUCCCUUGAGGCGGCAGAAUGCAAUACGUGUUAGAAGUAUGUUGAAUACGGAGGAUACCGAAGUGGCUAAAAAUAAUGACCCAAAAGCUAACGAUUUUCUUGAUUUGGAAGCCGAACUGUUGCAACAAGAAAUUCAUUCAGUCUUGGAAGCGAUUGAAAGUGCAAGAAAGGGAUCCCCCUUAUUUCCAAACAAUUUUCACCGGCCAUUCAGUAUCCGCUACUUUUCAAGCUUGAAAAAUCACAUGCAGGGAUGUCUGCUUGACAAUAACAUGAAUGCUGAUCAAAUGAUGGAUGAAUUUUUGCGCAAAAGAGUUAAUAAAAUGCUUUUUCUUAAAAUUAGAUUGCCUCCACCGCCAAGUUCCAAGAGACGAACAAAAAUAGAGGAAGGACCCAGUCAUAAACGUCAGAAAACCACUCAUAUUGAUGAUGGUGAUUAUCCAUUAGACGAGCCAGUAAUUGCAUACCCAUACACGAAUAUUGACAAAAACGUGUUGGUAGAUGGCUUGCCCUCAAGUUACUUCCAAUCGGGAUCCAAUUAUCGCAUAAACUUAGACUGUCCCCAACACAACACUUGUGAUAUGAAACUUUCCAGUGUUAGCUCUCACGUAGAGGGGGUUUUCAGUAUAGCACCAGAAGGAAGCCUAGAGUCUUUGCUUCUCAAGUUACAUAAUUUUGCAAAGUUCUUUUGCGGAAUGUCCAACAAUACCUUUCAACUGCCUAAAAACAAGAUACUUAUAAGGAAGCUAAACAUGCUAGAUCGCCUUUCAGUGGAUGACAAUGUAGGUUUCAAAAAUAUAAACGCCAGCACUAUACAGGUUCCAUUUAAGGGUAAAGUGGUUGAUUUUAAAACCAACGAUUUGAGAUUUUUAAAUCUGGAAAAACCGCUUUCGGCAAGAUUCAAUUUAAAUAAAAUCAAAGUUCAACUUUCGGAGUGGAUGAAGAUCAACCCAUUUAUACAAUUUAGAGAAAACUUUUUUUACAACUUUCUUCAGCAUUUGGACCAAGAUCUCACACAUUUUGGUGAUAUUGAAAUUCGAAAGUCAAAGAAAACAGAGGCCAUACAUUUAACAAAGGAAUUCAAAUCGAGUCUCCCCGAAAUCACAAAAUAUUUUGAAUACCUAAAGGAUUCCCAGGUUCCCCCAUGUCUAGAAAGGCUGGAAAAAAGAAGGUGCAAGAGGCACAAUGAUAUAUUUAUAGAGGAUUGGGAACGAAAUUUAGCAUUCAGAUUGGCAGAAUCUGUUACAAAGGAGGAUUGUGGAACGUUGAUUAAUUUGCAACUAAACUAUGCCUUAUUUACUAUCGAAGUUGAUAUAUCAAAGUACUUGGACACAUUCAUCAACACAAUUUUAGCGCACAGUGAAGGAGAGUACAUGGAAAACUACAGGAAGGUUUACAACAACAUUUUAAAAGAUGAAUCGGAAGAUAUCACCGCGAUACUCCUUUGCUCAAUUGAUAAACAAAGAGGAAAGCUAGAAAUCCACAAUACGGUUUCUCAUUUGCAUCAUAGACACAUGGCUAGACACUCUACGGGAAUAAUACUAACCACGAACCCUUUCUUAAAUGAAAAUACGGGAAGAAACACGUAUGUCUAUGAUGACUUCGAUUUGUUUGAAGAACCAGCUCCAAUUAACUCGGACACUUUUAACAAACGGUUCUUCCAUAAUCAGGCAGAAGAUGCUAUCGACAAACUUACAGGGCACGUGACUCUGAGUCUACCGGUAUUCGAUAUCGUGUAA